GGAAUGAGUUGCCAACCUUUUACUUCGGCUGAUACCUUCAUACCUCUGAAUUCGGAGGCUUCUGCAACGCUGCCUCUGAUCAUGCAUCACAGCGCUACCGAGUGCCUCCCGGUCUCCAACCAUGCCACCAACGUGAUGUCCCCAGUCCCGUCUAUUUUGUCUUUGAUCCAAACUCCUAAAUGUUUGUGCACAUAUUUCUCGGUGACAACGUUGGGAAACACAGCAACGGGACUUCAUUAUUCUGUUCCUUCCUGUCAUUAUGGAAACCAGCCAUCGACCUAUGGAGUGAUGGCAGGUAGCUUAACACCUUGUCUUUAUAAGUUUCCUGACCAUACCUUGAGUCAUGGCUUUCCUCCCAUGCACCAGCCUCUCCUGGCAGAGGACCCCACAGUCACUGAUUUCAAGCAGGAACUCAGGCGGAAAAGUAAAUUGGUUGAAGAGCCAAUAGACAUGGAUUCUCCAGAAAUCCGAGAACUCGAGAAGUUUGCCAAUGAAUUUAAAGUGAGAAGAAUUAAGUUAGGCUACACCCAAACCAACGUCGGGGAAGCCCUGGCAGCUGUGCACGGCUCUGAAUUCAGUCAAACAACUAUCUGCCGAUUCGAAAACCUGCAGCUCAGCUUUAAAAAUGCAUGCAAGCUAAAAGCAAUAUUAUCUAAAUGGCUGGAGGAAGCUGAGCAAGUAGGAGCUUUGUACAAUGAAAAAGUGGGAGCAAAUGAAAGAAAAAGGAAGCGAAGAACAACAAUAAGUAUUGCUGCUAAAGAUGCUCUGGAGAGGCACUUCGGAGAACAGAAUAAACCUUCCUCUCAAGAGAUCAUGCGAAUGGCUGAAGAACUGAAUCUUGAGAAAGAAGUAGUAAGAGUUUGGUUUUGCAAUCGAAGGCAGAGAGAAAAACGGGUGAAAACAAGUCUUAAUCAGAGUUUAUUUACUAUUUCUAAGGAACAUCUUGAAUGCAGAUAA
Enhydra lutris kenyoni (northern sea otter) is the source of this 957-nucleotide messenger RNA. Its product is annotated as POU class 1 homeobox 1. The coding region runs from base 4 to 957 and encodes 317 amino acids. NCBI's taxonomy places the organism in Eukaryota, Metazoa, Chordata, Mammalia, Carnivora, Mustelidae. Gene Ontology annotation, biological process: regulation of transcription by RNA polymerase II. The record is from RefSeq and is a predicted model, not a curated record. The transcript has 6 exons. Gene Ontology annotation, molecular function: RNA polymerase II cis-regulatory region sequence-specific DNA binding; DNA-binding transcription factor activity, RNA polymerase II-specific.